AUGAGGCGAAAAUCCGAUGAUCCCACGGAGCCCUACUGGGCUAUGCCACAUGGGCGCACUACCCGUACCGAGGUCACAGGAGACGCCGUACCUUACAUUACGGAGUGGGCGUAUAGCACCAAAGCGCUAUCAUUUGCGGCGCGCAGAUCACCAUUUCAUCCUGGCUUCCUUGAAUUUUUUUUCCGCGGGAAAGGGGGAAAGGAGUCUUUCAGCCUCGUGUUGCUUACGUGGGAGUUCGGAGUACCCAAUUGGGUAAUGCCAGAUGGUGCCCUGAAGAUGCUGUUCCCUUCGUCCCGCUUCAUCCGCAUGAACCAUAUUAAGAACCCACGAUACUUUUUCACCUUGGGUUCUGGAGGACCUACGGGUGCCGGUAACUGGUAA
Molecule: messenger RNA, 381 nt
Organism: Talaromyces atroroseus
Lineage: Eukaryota; Fungi; Ascomycota; Eurotiomycetes; Eurotiales; Trichocomaceae
Exons: 3
Coding region: 1-381 (126 amino acids)
Source: RefSeq, a predicted model, not a curated record